UUCAGUCAACUACCCUCUGUUUAUUUCCUUCGUUUAUUAUCAGUUCUUAUGUAACAUUCAAAUUUCUUUCAUAAAUUUCGCGUACUCAGCGUUGUGCAAUACCAGAAUAUCAUCAAUAACACAAAAGAAUGAUGAAAUUCAUAAGCCGCCUGAUAGUAUGUCUUUGGACUGCCCACUGCAUUCGUCACAUUGUAUUACAGUUUUAAUGUAAAAGGAAAGUGAUAGUAUGGCAGCAGUUGUUGAUCAGACCCCUAAUACAGCAAAAAGUCUAAACGAUAUAUUUAAUGAAAAUGGUGAGUGCUUAUCUUCUGAAGAAAGGAAAAGGAAUAGUGAUGAUACUGCCACCAAUCUCAAUGAUAAAACAGCUUUAGUGAGUCCAACUGCUGAGCAGUUUGAUGCACUUAUUCAGAGGCUAGCAGGUCGAUUAGAAAAUGGACAUGGAGAAGUCAUUUAUAAUAUUGGAACUGGAGAUAAUGGAAGUUGUGGAUUAUCAGAAGAAGAAAUGGCUGCAUCUGUGGCUACACUGGAAAGUAUGGCAAGUACUCUAGAAGCUGACUGUGUUCUUCUACGGAAACACAAAGUUGAACAGGGUGAUGUUUCUGAGUAUUUGGUGCGUAAGAGAGCAAAAGACAAUGAUUUUGUUGAAGUCAGAGUGGCUGUAAUUGGUAAUGUAGAUGCUGGUAAAAGUACAUUAUUGGGUGUACUUACUCAUGGAGAGUUAGACAACGGCAGAGGAUUUGCUCGUCAGAAGCUAUUUCGACAUAAGCAUGAAAUGGAAUCAGGUCGUACAUCUAGUGUAGGAAAUGACAUAUUAGGAUUUGACAGUUGUGGGAAUGUAGUUAAUAAACCUGACAGCCAUGGUGGACAGUUAGAUUGGGUUAAAAUAUGUGAAGCUGCUUCUAAAGUAAUUACCUUCAUUGAUCUUGCGGGCCACGAAAGGUAUUUGAAAACUACUAUAUUUGGAAUGACUGGGCAUAUUCCUGAUUUCACAAUGUUAAUGGUUGGUGCAAAUGCUGGUGUAGUUGGAAUGACUAAAGAACACUUAGGACUUGCUCUAGCUUUAAAUGUUCCAGUUUUUGUUGUUGUCACAAAAAUUGACAUGUGUCCUGUUAAUGUACUCCAUGACACUAUGAAACUGCUUGUCCGUAUUCUGAAAUCACCUGGUUGUAGGAAGAUACCAGUUAUUGUUCAUUCUGAAGACGAUGUUAUAGUUUCAGCUACUAAUUUUGUUUCUGAGAGGUUAUGUCCUAUAUUUCAAGUUUCCAAUGUUACAGGAGAGAAUCUCAAGUAUUUAAAAAUGUUUUUAAAUUUGUUAUCAACAAGGAUGCCAAAUUCAGAUUCUGAGCCAUCUGAAUUUCAGAUUGAUGAUACUUAUUCAGUGCCAGGUGUUGGAACAGUCGUUUCUGGUACAACACUAAAAGGCACUAUUAGAUUAAAUGAUACUUUAAUGCUGGGGCCUGAUCCUUUGGGGCAUUUUCAAGCAGUUGCAGUGAAAUCAAUUCAUCGAAAGCGUAUGCCUGUGAAAGAAGUUAGAAGUGGACAGACUGCUUCUUUUGCUUUAAAGAAGAUUAGAAGAUCCGAUAUCAGGAAAGGUAUGGUUAUGGUUUCACCUGCAUUAAAUCCUGAAGCGUAUUGGGAAUUUAAAGGUGAAAUUUUAGUCCUUCAUCACCCCACCACCAUCAGUCCACGUUAUCAAGCCAUGGUUCAUUGUGGGAGCAUUCGUCAAACAGCGUCUAUCCUCAGUAUGUCUAUGGAGUGUUUAAGGACAGGGGAUAAAGCACUUGUUCAUUUUCGUUUUAUCAAAAAUCCUGAAUAUCUGCGUGUAGGCAUGCGCAUGGUAUUUCGGGAAGGUCGAACGAAAGCUGUUGGCAACAUAGUGUUACUCAUACCAAAUGCCACACCUGCUAAUCUGGUUACGCGCUCGAAACCAAACAAAAUGCGGCCAUCUUCAUCAAGCCCCACGGAAAAUGCUGGCAAGCCAGAAAACGAACCUCGUAAACCAAGUAAAAGAAGCAGAGGACGACAUCGAGGCAAUAGAACUUUUGUACGAAUUCCUGUGUAAAUAACUGUAAAACAUUUGUGAAAUAACUUCUGUACAUGUACUUCGCUGUAGUACAAAUGCACAAUGUUGUUUUUAUCAUGGAUUUUAUUUUUUCCUAAAGUUCACAUUUUAAAUUUUAAAGAUUAUUUCCAAUGUUCACAAAUCUUUCCGCUGAUUCCAUCUUUCAUCAGAAGGGUUGAAUGCUUUGAUAUUAUGCUAGAUUUUAGCCAUUGUAGAGAAAAGAUGCCAAACAGUUAUAAAUAAUAUUCUGCAACAGUCUCACAGAGCAGUUUGAUGUAUUGAAAUUAUAUCUCAUUUUAUUCAAUAUAACUCUUAACAUUUUUAUAAUCCUAAUUAGCAUUUUAUACUGCAAGUAAAUUAAAAUGUGUUAAUAGGAUAUAAAUUGCUGUAGGAUGCUAAUUUUAAAGCAGAUGUAUACACUAAUUUUAUAAGUACUGUUUAUUAUGGGAAAAGAUAAAGUGGUGAAAUUUAAGAUAUCCUUCUUAAUCUUUUUUUAUUAUUAAUAUGUGAUUAUCUUAAGCUAAAUAAUUAUCAUUUUGUUUGGUUUGUUUGAAUGUGACAGAGUAAAUAAGGGCUGUCUGCUUAAGGGCAGGAGUAAGGAAAAUUGUCUCAAAUCCACGUUAAACAUGAGGAAAAUGGCAAAAACACCCAUGUAGCCAGUCCAUUUGCGGGGGUUUGUGCCCAUGCCGAACUAUCAGUAUACAGAAAUUUUAAUGUUGGGCCGCUGGUUAGCCAUAUAAUCAAUAAAAUUUUUGAGUUUGAAGUAAAUAUUCUAGCAAAACUUUUUACACACAUUUUUAUAUAACCAUUUCAAACACUUUUUUUAUUUGCGUCUUACAUUUUUGUGUGUAUUUAAAUAAUGUAACCGUUCUAAAAUUAUAAUUACUGAAAUUUCAAUGCUCUAAAAGUUAUAACUUAUUUUUUCUGAAACUUCCGUCCUGCAUUAUAUUAAAAUCUUAAGUUCAUGAAAAGUGGAAAAUUUUAGUGAUGUGUAUUAUUAAUUAUAUUAUUUUACUUUAAUAAAAAAUGUGUUUGGCCUUAAUUUUAAUUGAAUAAAAACUUGAGUAUUCAAGGAAAAUAUAAUUUCUUUGCUUAAUUUUAGUACAAAAAAGUAGAAACAAGAUUUCAUCUUAGUUUUAAGCCAUAUAUAAAUGAAAAUUGAUUUCUUUAUUUUAAUUUAGUAAAAACAGUAAAAUGUGUAUUUAGGUAGAUAAAUAAAUAAAAUUGUAUUGUUUUAAUAUUGUCAGAAGAAGUACAUUUUAUACUACAUUUGAUAAGUUAUAAAAACACUUUUUUUUAAUUCUGUAAUAGAUUUUGAAAUAAAGAAAUAUAAACAAUAAAUAAGUAAAUAAAAUGUAUACUAAAUAUGUAUUUGGCAUAUAGAAAAACCCAAUUAUCAGAAUUUUCUGAAUAUCCAAAUGAGUUUAGAUUUUAGUUCGUGUGGAUAUUUAUAGUUCAACUUUAGUUAUUUUCUGUGUAAAAUUAUUUUUGCACAGCUGGUGAAAAACACGAAAUCCUUUACUAUUAAGUAAUAUUUAUGCAUUUUUCCUUAUAGUUUACUAGCAAACCUUUCAAAAAGUUUUCUUGAAUUUCAGUUUCUUAAUGAGUUUUCAUGUUUUAAUAUAAGUUACAUCAAAUGUUUUUUUUAAGUUUUUCUGUAUAUUCCCUCAAUGAUGGGGGAGGCAAGGAAUAAAAUUAAUUCUGUAAUCACAAAUAAAGGUUUUAAGUAACA
Stegodyphus dumicola is the source of this 3794-nucleotide messenger RNA. RefSeq names its product GTP-binding protein 1 (gene GTPBP1). Gene Ontology annotation, molecular function: translation elongation factor activity; GTP binding; GTPase activity. The record is from RefSeq and is a predicted model, not a curated record. NCBI's taxonomy places the organism in Eukaryota, Metazoa, Arthropoda, Arachnida, Araneae, Eresidae. Gene Ontology annotation, biological process: translational elongation.